This is a messenger RNA of Ruditapes philippinarum (Manila clam), 1895 nucleotides long. RefSeq lists its product as uncharacterized. NCBI's taxonomy places the organism in Eukaryota, Metazoa, Mollusca, Bivalvia, Venerida, Veneridae. Gene Ontology annotation, molecular function: tumor necrosis factor receptor binding. The transcript has 5 exons. Gene Ontology annotation, biological process: immune response. The record is from RefSeq and is a predicted model, not a curated record. Gene Ontology annotation, cellular component: membrane. Bases 148 to 1014 code for a protein of 288 amino acids.
AAUGAAUCAUUUGACGCAUAUCAGGGCCUAUCUGUUUACAAUAAGUGACACGUAAUUCAGAAAAUAAUCGACCGGUAUCUAGGUGUUUCUAUGUACUGUGUUCUUAAAUGUUUUGUAGGGUAAAGUGUGUGUGAAACAUCAACAAGAAUGGAGGAAAGGGACGUACGUGAAAAGUCAGAAGGAAAUACAAACAAUUAUAAGAAAUUAAAAUGUACUCUAACGACAUUGGUUGCCAUAGCAAUCGUCAACAUAAGUGUCUUACUUCCAUUGGUCGUGCACUGGCGCCUGUUAAGACAGCACAAGGUCGAAUCAGAAUGGUGCUCUACCUUAGACAUAACAAGUCAAGGGAACCCAGACCUUUUAGGCCAGUUUAUAGUUGAGACUGACAAAACUACUGAUCGUAACAAAACAUGUGGCAAACUGAGUACCAUGUUGCAGGCAGUUGUUAAUCUGACUAUACAUGACAGCUACGACAGUGACGCUUGUCCAGAGCCGGAGAUGCUUACUUUCGGUAUCAAAGCAUUCAACUGCACAGCUUCAAGGAAAGUUGAAUCUACUUGUUAUCUCGAUAACGUAUCCUCACAUGCUAAACCAGUACCUGGGAAAACUACCAAAUUAUACUGGCAACCUACUACAGGUAUGUUUACACAUCAUUUGAAAUACGUGCAGGAAGAAGGAGCAAUCUACAUUAAGCAAUCUGGCUAUUACUUUGUGGCUUCUUUGUUGACAGUAAGAGCUAACAACAUGACAUCGACUGAUACCGUCACAGGGUUCGAGGAUAAAAUGAGUCACUUUGUUAACGUAAUACACCACAAAGAUGGGCCUGAACGAGUUCUUCUUGAACACGUCAAAUUCAUGUGUGAAUUAUCCUUCGGUCAUGCAGAAUGGUCAAGUAACAUAGGAGCACCUUUUUACUUAAAUGAGCAGGAGAGAAUCUACGUGGCCACAUCACAUCCGUAUAAUAUUGUCAGUGGUCACAGAAAUAAUUAUCUAAGCAUUCAUACCAUUUUGUAAAACUAAAAAACAAAAAUAACAAAAACAACCCACAAAAAACCAACAAAAUAACCAAACAAACAAACAAUAUAAAGACAAACAAACGAAAGUAUUCAAUUUGUUUUAGAUAUAUUAUGGUAUAGGUAAAAUUCCAUCCAUCUAGAAAUUACUGUUUUUAAUUCUAAUUCUUUGUAAUUUUGUCUUUUGACAACAUAUGUGUAAUAUGCAAGCUAAUCCACUUCAAAAUUUCAUUUUAUUUAGUUUCUCUAAUCGUUUUCUCGUUCAGGGCACACGGAUUUUGUUUUUGUGUAGCAAAUGCCGCCCUUCAGGGAAUGACACUAGCAUGACACAUUGAAAGUUCCAUGAUAACCGCAAUAUGGACACAUCUGCGUAUGUUUCAAAAUCAGAAUUUUACCAGUUCAUUUUAGAUGUUGAAUUCUGCUGAUGCCGAGGCUAGGGGGCGUGAACGAUAGCUUGUAGUUACCACUUCCGUCCAUGUACUACAUACACGAGCCUGCAACAUUUUCAAUUUUGCUGUGUUUUGCUUUCUUUAUGAAUUAUGUUAUUCACUAUUUCGUUACCAUUUUGUUGGGUCUUUUUAUGUUUAACUUGUACAUGCUCAAUCAUUAUUAUUGUAUUAAAUGUUACUCAGGAUACACUCACUAUUAAUUGGAUAUGUUCAACACAUACAACAGCUUCUUAUUUGUAUAGUAUCACAGCAUCUGUGUAGCAAUGUCAAGCAAAUAAUUGGAUGCAUGUAAAAACUGUGAUGUUAUAAAUAUAUUUACCAAAUCAAAAAUAAAUUUCCAUAGACAUUUCUAAGACAUGUCUCAUUUAAAAAAUUUCUAUUUAUAAUUGAACAUACUACCUUGACGGUUAAUUAUUUAGACACAUAUCCUAUG